Molecule: messenger RNA, 1789 nt
Organism: Haliotis rubra (blacklip abalone)
Lineage: Eukaryota; Metazoa; Mollusca; Gastropoda; Lepetellida; Haliotidae
Product: transmembrane 7 superfamily member 3-like
Source: RefSeq, a predicted model, not a curated record
GUCACAUGAAUCCGGAAAGCGAAAACAAGAUAUGUAAACACGAAUGUCAGGAAGAAGAUGACAGUGCUUGCUAUAUAUCGACACUUUUAUCUUUUAAUUGCAGUCUUUGGUUUAUUCCAAGUACGAGUUGAAGGAAAAGAUGUCUUCAUCGAACCAUGGAACGCUACAGUUGUGUCCCUCCCAGGCCAGGGUGAGGCUGCGGUCACAGUAGAGGCCAUUCCGUCAAACUACAGCUUUGUCCUCUUCCAAGCACACACUCAGUCAGAGAAUGUAUCAAUUUCGUCAACACAAACUUUUGACGAGACUGUGACCAUCACAGGCAGCCAUCUUGGAAUAGUGGUACUGUUGAAAGUACCUGACACCAGUGCGACAAUGUACUUAAGGUCAGAUGUCAACACUUCUCUCAGCGUACUGGUAUCUACUGACCUUCACACUCCUUCUGAUCCAGUGCCAGGGGCCUGCAAUGAAGUGUUCAAGCUUGAAAAUGACCCCAACAUUCACUUGGAGACCUUCAAGUACUCCACAAACUUCCAGUUCCAGUGGGGCAAUCUGGGCUUUACCAGGCAGGCUCCUCAAGGCGACUGUGAACUGCACCAGAAGCAGCUGUCGUAUGACAUUUACGUCUUCUACCUUCCUGAGAUGGACCAGUCAGAAGACACGUUUCUCAUCAAUGUCCGCAAGAUGUUAAAUGUCAGUGAUGUUGUGGAAAAUGGGAUAAAGGUGAUGACUAUCGCUGAAUCGACCAAAUCUGUAGGGUCAGUAUCAUCAGAGGUGGGUCAAGGUGUAGUGCUGACCGUUGUUGUCACGGAUACCAAGGCUGGAACUUCAGCUGUAUAUGUACCUGCUCACACCUAUUCCUGUCCGUUUGGAGAUGGAUCAUGUUCCAGGAAAGUUGAUGCUGUUGAUGGUGUAAUAGCUGUCGUCAGUGCUAUCUGCGGAUUAUUUCUCUGUUUUCUUGGGCAUAGAUAUUUGAAAACAGAAUUUUUCAUAUUUGGAUUCCUGGCCUUUGCAUUGAUGUCAUACAUCACGAUCACAAAACUGUCAGAACUCAACUCAGAUGCUACUGUUGGUGUCAGUGCUGUUGUGGGUUUAGUGGGCGGGGCACUGUUCCUGAUGUUCUGGUACUUCUGCGGCCUCCCUGUGGUAUCUGUUCUACUAGUUGGCCUCACUUCAGGCUACCUCUUCUCCAGCCUUCUGUUCUUCACUCCAUUUGGCAAUCUGUCCUACUGGCACACCACCAUGACCUAUGGCCUGACCUUCACCUGUGCUGUUCUCAUCGGGCCUGUCUUCCUGCUGUGCUUCACUAAAACUCUCAACAUCUUGUCGUACAUUCUGGGCUCGUACCUGUUUGUCUUGUGUGUGGAUGUGUUCCUCUGGAGCAGCCUCAAGUACGUCAUCCUGAACUCCGUGAACCACCAGACUCUCCCCAACUACCUCAACAUCACCAACAUCUUCCCCUUCAACACCAACGAGGUGAUCCUGUCGGUGGUGUGGGCGGGGCUUUGUAUCGUGGGAACGGUCUUCCAGUUUUAUCGAGAAAGGAAAAAACCUCCUUUCCCGCCUUGCCCAGCUCAUGUGAAAAAAGCAAAACGACUAGAAAGACCUCUGUCACAUCCACAUGAGGAAGAGCGACGACCUCUCUUGAGUGAAAGGUCAAGGCCAGAUUACACACAAGAUCAAGGUCGGACCAUUGGCAAUCGUCAGCAAACUGUCCCAACAGCUCAAGUCAAUCAGCCAACUUGAGAAUAUUUAUGUUUCCUGUUUGAUUUGAUGCUUUGGUUUUGUUGUC